Platichthys flesus (European flounder) is the source of this 1318-nucleotide messenger RNA. Its product is annotated as radial spoke head 14 homolog. The coding region runs from base 37 to 1083 and encodes 348 amino acids. NCBI's taxonomy places the organism in Eukaryota, Metazoa, Chordata, Actinopteri, Pleuronectiformes, Pleuronectidae. The record is from RefSeq and is a predicted model, not a curated record. Gene Ontology annotation, molecular function: protein binding. The transcript has 6 exons.
UAGCAGAGCUAGUGCUUCAAAGGGCUAACGUGACGCAUGUCCCGGGACACGGGGGCUGGACCGGACCCGGGCCGGGCUCCGGUGGCCUUCGGGCUCCGGGCCGUGCCGCGGCUGUUCGAGGAGCUGCAGCAGCCGGGCAGCCGGCGCCGGGCUCUGGCUUCUCUCUGCGGCCUGAUGCUGGACCCGGAGCGGCUCCACCAGACCGUCAGUGGAGGUUUCCUGGAGCAGCUGAAGGUUUUGCUAAAGGAUGAAGAUCCGUCAGUCAGAGGAGAAACCUGCAAACUGCUUCACCUGCUGAGCGGCCAACGUGUCGGCAGGGAGGCGCUGCUCUCCUCCUCCCUCCUCCCCCCCCUCUCUCAGCUCCUGGACGACCACUCGUCCUCCUGCAGGACAAACGUCCACCGGGUCCUGAACCGUCUCACCCUGUUGCCUGCAGGUGCAGACGCUCUCCUGUCUCUGGUUCCUAAACUGAUGCUGAAGCUCAAAGAGGAAGAGGAGGAAGAGGAGGUGCAGGUGCUCCUCCUCUCUACCCUCAGCUGCGUCUCCAGGCUGGACGCUCUUCCAGCUCUGUCCUCUGAUGGCGUCUCGCUGGUUGGACACAAACUGUCCCACCGCUCGCUGAGCGUCCGCAGAGAGGCGGCUGCAGCCAUGAUGGCCCUCAGUGUUCCUGAGGACGGGAAGCGUCAGGUGUGUGAGAAGGCGGUACUUCCUGUCGUGGUCGGGCUGCUGCAGGAAGAAGACGUUGAGAUUCAGGCCAACGCUGCAGGAGUCAUCAUGUACACAGUGAUCAUCACUGCAGGGAAGCAGCAGUGUCUGGACCUGGACGUCGUCCCCGUCCUCCUCCGCCUGCUCUCCAACCAGAGACGGGAGGAAGACGAGGAGGCGCAGAGGAGGAGGAGGAGGAAGGCCCUCGUCGUGUACACCCUGCGGGCGCUGACCUCGCUGGCUGAGGCUCCAGACGGCCGCCGCCUCCUGCUGGAGCAGCUCCCCCUGCUGGAGAGGCAGAGCGAGGCCACAGAGGAGGACCAGGACAUCCAGCGAGCUGCUCAGACCCUCGUCAGGGCCGUCACCUGGACCCCCUGAGACCCUGAUGACCUCUGACCUCCAGAGCUGACCUGUUGGUUCACCUCAGCCCAGGAAUAAAUAACAUGAAGACUUGAUUCACAGUUUCAUGCUGCACUUUUUAGAGGCGACUGACCGACUGUAAAUAAAGAUGGAAUCAAAGUUUCCGUAGCGCCCCCUGGUGUCUGGUUGCAGUGUAGGUCAUAAACCUCCUCCAUGUUAGCAGAUGGGACUUGAACCAAACUGAAACACAAAG